Molecule: messenger RNA, 339 nt
Organism: Pochonia chlamydosporia 170
Lineage: Eukaryota; Fungi; Ascomycota; Sordariomycetes; Hypocreales; Clavicipitaceae
Product: dimeric alpha-beta barrel
Exons: 4
Coding region: 1-339 (112 amino acids)
Source: RefSeq, a predicted model, not a curated record
AUGGCCUCGUCCAGCCAGCUCCCCGAAUUUCUCGUCGUUGUCCCCGACAAGCCCGGCGUCAGAGAGAAGCGCCUCGAAGUGAGACCAACGCACUUCAAAAACAUGACUCCAAAUGUAGAGUCCGGCGACUGGAAAAUGGGCGGCGCUCUCUUGAACGAAGUACCCACUGAUUCUAACGCCGCCAACUUUGACUUCUUUGGAAGUACACUCGUAUGCAAGGCUGAGAGCAAAGAAGCCGUUUUGGAGCAGUUGAAGAAGGAUAUUUACGCUACUUCUGGAGUGUGGGAUCUCGAAAAGGUCCAAAUCUACCCCUUCAUUUGUGCAUUUAGAAAGCCAUAA